Molecule: messenger RNA, 3117 nt
Organism: Peronospora matthiolae
Lineage: Eukaryota; Oomycota; Peronosporomycetes; Peronosporales; Peronosporaceae
Source: the annotation of a GenBank genome assembly
AUGGCAAAGCGGCACUACGACCAAGCGCGCGAGGCGACCGCGCGCGCGCAGAGCUUCGAGCGUGCAGGCCAAGCGGCCCAGGCCCUGCCGCUGCUGGAGCAAGCGCUGCAUAUCUUCAAGCGCCUGUCAAUGGUCGAGUCAGCUGCGCAGCGCACGCAGCUGCAGCGCACGAUCGCCGAGUUACAGACGCGCAUCGAGACGCUGCAGCUCUCGAGCGACGUUUUGAUCCACGCGGCGAUGGAACUGCACGCGCUGGCCAAGGAAACCGAAGUGAGUCGACCUCUGGAGCGUGAUAUCAUUAUUGAGAGGUACCUCGCCACGGCCGAGACGUAUCUGAAGGCGCUGAACGCUCUGCCGUCGAGUGCCGCCGCAACCAAAGCCGCUGUCCAGGAGCAGCUCGAGUACGUGAUCGACUACGUGUCGCAGCUCAAGAACGUGGACGAGACACGACAAGUGAAUGAGCAGUUGACGCUGCAAAACGAGCCACAGCUGCAGGAGGAGGCGGCGCUCUUGACGCUGUCUGUUGGUGCUGUAAAUGGCGGACAAUUACUGGACAAGGAGAGGCAAAAGGAGGUCGAGGAGAGCGCCAUGUACACGCUGUCGGAACUCCAUGUGCUUCGUCGGUCCUCACUGAUCAACGGCCAUUUGUUCGUGCCGUGGUUGGAUGAUUUUGACGCUCUGGAGAACUUUUGUCUGCCGCAGGUUUUUGACGACCCGGACGGACUUUUGCCACUGUCAGCAAUGCAGACGAAAAAGGGCGUCGUGUGGAUGCGACCGAGUGAGUAUGAAGCCAAGUGCGGGUAUCCGGCAGUGAUGAUUGCACAGGGAGGGUUGAACCCGUUGGUGGUGAAGCAAGACGUUGUCACGGACUGCUCCUUUGUGGCCUCGCUCUGUAUAGCCGCGGCCUAUGAACAGCGCUUCCGGAAGCGAUUGAUCUCGAACAUCAUUUUCCCGGCUGAUCCGGAGACUAGUCAACCAGUGUAUAACCCGUCGGGGAAGUACGUUGUUAAGUUGUGGGCAAAUGGUGUGCCUCGAAAGGUGGUGAUUGACGACUUGCUACCGGUCAGUGCUGCUUCAGGGCAACUGCUGUCAAGUUGUACGACACGAAAGAACGAGCUGUGGGUGAGUCUCAUUGAGAAGGCAUACUUAAAACUGAACGGCGGAUACGACUUUCCUGGCGGCAACUCUGGGAUCGACUUGUUUGCACUUACAGGAUGGAUCCCGGAACGUGUUUCCGUUGCUGAGCUCGUCGAUGCACCAGACAACGAAGAGCGGUUGUGGGAGCAGCUGAAGAGCGCGUUUCACUAUGGAGACUGUAUUAUUACACUAACCACAGAAGACCUUUCAAAGCCAGAGGCCAAAGCAAUCGGGCUGGUGCCGAUGCACGUUUAUGCGGUCCUCAACGUAUACGAGCUUAGUAGUCUCGAUUCGAAUGCCGAUUCUUCUGAAGGUACCGAAAAGACUAGGUUGCUGCUGGUUAAAAAUCCUUGGCGCAAGAUGAGCUGGAAAGGUCCUUACUCGUGUGGCGACAAGACGCGGUGGAACAGUCCUGUCGGUGACGAGCUGCGGGCAUACCAACGACAAUUCUACGCUGCUGAGGAAAGCACAACCGACGAGGAACCAGACGACGGUCUGUUUUGGAUCGACUUUCAGUCAGUACAACGGUACUUCGAAAGUUUGUACAUGAACUGGAACCCUGAGCUCUUCCCUUACAAAAGCGUGUACCAUGAGCACUGGCCUGCGGAGCUUGGACCUGUGAACGACUCACUCACGCUUGGAUUCAAUCCGCAGUACUCGCUCACAUUUUGCAAGAAUGUGGAAGCCGAUGAAGGAAAGACUGAGGCAACUGGUUCAUGCACCGUCUGGGUCUUACUUUCGAGGCAUGUGAGUGCGAUUGAACGCGACAGGGACUGCCCGAACGAGCAGUUCUUGACACUACACGUUUAUCGAGGGCAAGCAAAAAAGCGUGUGUACUACAACCAGAAUGCAAUAUCGCGAGGAAUGUACAGCAACAAUCCUCAUGCGCUUGUCAGUCUGGAUCUGGACUUGACAAAAGACUGCGAGCCGUCUUUCACGCUUGUGGCCUCACAGUACGAAAAGCUGGCAGAUGUCGACUAUACACUGUCCAUCUUCUCUACGCGACCGUUUACUUGCGAGCCCAUUCCCCACUUGACGACCACCGCACCAGUCUCACUUGUGAUCCCUGGCACUUGGGAUUCCUCCAGCGCUGGCGGUCGUCCGUUCUACUCGACAUUUAUGGUUAACCCGCAGAUCCAUUUACAGCUACAGCAGCAGUGUCGGUCCAUUUUCUUGUUUUUGGAAACUGAGGCGUUUGUUUCCAAGGACCCAACGGAUGCCGGUUUUCCUAUCAACUUGCGUGCUGCAUUGCACGCACGCGAGCGGGUAUGUGAUCUGCAUGCAGAGAACCCGACAUCAGAGAGCCGAGAACCGUUGAGGGUACUAAGUUCUGGCGAAUACCGGCCCGGGUUUUGUUUUAUCGAGAUCGACGCCUCUCUUGCCACAGAUCUGCACGACAUCGUGCUGAUCCCAUCUACAUUCGAGCAAGGAGUUACCGGUAACUUCAUACUGCGGGUCGUAAGCGAUCCACCUUCAGGCGCGAGCAUAGCCUAUCACCGACUACCAGCCGAAGGGGACGGGAUGGAGCUGACUCGGCUGCGUGGCAAGUGGGACAUUCAAACCGGUUCUGCGGCUGGCUGCUCGAUUUAUGGCCGUUAUACUUUCAAUCCAAAGUACUUGCUGUACGUGACGCAGGAGUGUGAAAUGCUUGUCCGAUUACUAGUACUGGAGCCAGAAUCAGAUGUAUCACCGGACGAGUCCCUGACGAAAGCCAUUACCAUAUCUAUCAACGUAUCCGUGUUCGCGAGCACAUCAAAUGGUGACUUGUUACUCUCCACGACUCCCGAGGUUGCCAAUGCGGGUGCCACUUCAGCGCGCGGUGCGUAUGUCAACGGCGCUCCCAGCGGUGUGCUCGCCAAAGCCUCUCGGUGUUUCUCGCCAGGAUGGUAUAUCGUACUUCCAUCGACAUCCGAGCCACAGGAAUUGCACUACGAGCUUCGCUUGUACGCAUCUACCCACAUUGACGUGCGCUGUCUCUAG